Messenger RNA from Saccostrea echinata, 1725 nucleotides. RefSeq lists its product as uncharacterized. NCBI's taxonomy places the organism in Eukaryota, Metazoa, Mollusca, Bivalvia, Ostreida, Ostreidae. The transcript has 2 exons. The coding region runs from base 1 to 666 and encodes 221 amino acids. The record is from RefSeq and is a predicted model, not a curated record.
AUGUCUUAUCCUAUAACAGUGAAAAAGGGGGUACUGAGAGAAGACAUAGAAUGCGAAAAACUUCUAGAGUUUGUGGAUUGUGAUGAAGAAUUGGCUAAUUCUACUAGGCCUGUGGAGGAAAACGUACAGACCACACGUAAUACAACACUUCAUCAUGCUACACUUGGAUCCGCUCCCAAAGAUGUUUUCAAAAAAUUGCUUCAAAUUGGAUCUGCUAAAUGCCUUAAGAAUUCUGCCGGGGAGACAGCUUAUGAUAUCGGUGUUAAGUCACAGCUCCCUCAAGAUGUACUGGAUCUCAUUAAAAUCGCACAAGAAAUAAAACAGAAACAAAACACUAUAAAGAAAUUUGAAGAGGUAUUACAUAAAGCCAUUAUGGAGAGAGAUGACAAUUUGAUAAAUGACAAUAAACAGGUUCUUCCUCAAGUGGCACUUUUGUUUGAGAAGGGUAGCUUCUUCUACCCUGUUCCAGGGAUGUAUGGUGGAUUCAAGGUUGAGAGAAAUAGAGAAAAUACCAUCCAAGCAUCUAGCUGGAUUAGAGUAUAUGGAGGGAGUGGACAAACGCAUGAAAUUGACAGUGACGGAAAUGUGAAACUGACAGCAGAGGGAUUCUGUUUAUAUGCCAGAGGAUAUAACUCAUUUGUCAACACUUUGAUUCACCUGAGCUAGAGGCUCAAAUGAGCUCUUCUGAUCAAAGUUUUCUUGUGUGUCGGAAACAACCCACUAUAAGGUUUUCUUAUUUCCAUUUUUAUACUAUUUUCAAUGUAUAUAGGAAUCACCUUGUCCAUCUGUCUGUCUGUGCAAACGUGUACGGUCCAUAUCUUUCUUACAGAGGUACAUUAGAUUUUAAUACUUCACACAAAGAUUGCCUAUGUGUCAUGAGCUUGACCCAACGUCAUUUGGGCAGAUUCAAGGUCACUGACAGAAAAAAAGUUCAUAAUUCGUGUCGGGUCAGUAUCCUUCUUAUGGAGAAUAAUGUUGGGAUGUUGGGAGUUUCCACUUCACACAAAGACUGCUUAUGACCUGAGGGUGUGUCGUGAUCUUGACCUAUAAUCACUGUAGAAAAAAUGGAUAAAUAAUGCAUCCAUACUUUCCAAUAGAGAAAUACUUGAAAAAAUGUUAUUUAUUUUUUCAAUGUAAUAGAAACAAUGUUAUUAUUACUAUUGAUGUUUUAUUAGGCUGCUCCUUAGUUUCAUUCAUUAAAAAAAAUAUGAGAAGACAUUACCGAUAAAUUUUCACUCUAAAUGUUUAAAUAAAUUGUGAACACCUCUUCCAGAUCCAUCAAAUACUAGUAUUAGUGACUUGGUACCUUCUUUAAAAUCCCAGCGGGGGUAUUUGUCCAUUUUUAACAGUUCUAGUUUAUUUUUUUCAGAACUGCCUUUGAGACUAUUUCAACCAAACUUGCUAAAUCAAGUAUGUUCAAAGCUUUCUAAUGUACUGUAAAUUCAAGUUUUCAUAUCCUACUCCAUGGCUUUUGAUGGGAACAUGACAGGAGGCUCAAAAUUUGAUAAGACAAUUUUUACAAGGAAUUAUGAAGUUUGAUGGGUGGAACAAGUAUAUUUCAUAAGCAUAACAUUAUGACAAGUGAAAUCAAUGCAUGUGUGCAGUCUUUAAUAUCCAUGAAUAAGGCUUCCAACUCUGUUUGUGUUGCUAGAAGAGGUAUCAUUGCAAAGGACUUUGAACAAUUGUAUUGUUUUACCCCCUACUUCAAAUUAUGAAAAGUUAUCA